AUGGGGUUGAAACUCCUGAGUUUACGACACAAAUCAGUAACCGGUCAAGAUAAUGAUCACGAUACUGGGCUUGGCUCACCCCAUCGUGACCUAGAGACUUCGGAUGCAGACGAACGCGGACAAGUGAUGAUAGCUUCAGACGAGCCCUUGCCCUACUCCGCGUUCACCACCACACAGAAAAGAUGGAUUAUCACUCUUGUUGCCUUUGCCGGCUGGUUCUCCUCCCUGAGUAGUUUUAUCUACUUCCCGGCAAUUCCUUCUAUUGCCUCGGACUUACACAUUACUACCGAAAGGGUGAACUUGACCGUAACGGCCUACUUAAUUAUGUCGGGUAUUUUCCCAUCUCUUGUUGGCAAUGCUGCUGAUACCAUGGGUCGAAGACCGGUAUUCAUCGUGACACUGGCGGUCUAUGUCGCGGCUAAUGUCGGUCUAGCUUUGCAAUCCUCGUUUGGUCUGCUUUUCUUCUUGAGAAUGGUUCAGAGUGCGGGUAUUUCAGGUUCAUAUUCUGUCACGUAUGGUGUUUUGGGAGAUUUAUUCACUCCUGCUGAGCGGGGAGGAUAUUCGGGACUCAUAUCCUUUAUUCUUAAUACGCCACCAAGCGUUGGCCCCGUAAUCAGCGGACUUCUGCUCCAAAGAUGGGGCUGGAGAUCAAUCUUUUGGUUUCUUGCCGCAAUCUCACCCUGUUGUCUUGCUGCGAUUCUUCUUUUCUUGCCGGAGACGUCUAGGCAUGUUGUUGGAAAUGGCAACAUAGCCCCAACGGGGAUCAAUCGAGUCUUCUUCCCAUGUCUAACUCCCUCGAAAUUAACGACCGAGCGUCCAUCACCUACUUCGAAAGCAAGAUCUUGUCCGAUUCCUAAGCCAUGGACCACCCUUUCUAUUCUUACCCACCCAAGUACUGCAAUUGUCGUUGGCUCUGUCGGGGUGUACUACACUAUAUACACGUGCAUUCAAGCAUCUUUAUCGAGCCUGUUUGGGCAAAUAUACCACACCUCAGGCUUGGUUUCGGGCUUGACAUAUCUGCCCUUCGGCGUAGGAUGUGCGAUAAGCGCCUUUGCCACUGGUAAACUUCUUGAUAUUGAAUAUCGAUCCACGGCCUCUAGAUACAACAUCCAGGUGGAUAAGUCGAAAGAUCAUGAUCUGACAUCUUUUCCAGUUGAAGAAGCUCGCCUACGAAUUAUCAAUUACUUUCUUCUUGUAUGUUGCCUGUUGAUAAUUGGUUAUGGCUGGUCUCUUCAAUACCAGGCAGUGAGUACCACUCACCAUCACGGAAAAAUAUCUCCCUCUUGA
Penicillium macrosclerotiorum is the source of this 1287-nucleotide messenger RNA. RefSeq lists its product as uncharacterized. Gene Ontology annotation, molecular function: transmembrane transporter activity. The transcript is spliced from 2 exons. The record is from RefSeq and is a predicted model, not a curated record. The coding region runs from base 1 to 1287 and encodes 428 amino acids. Gene Ontology annotation, biological process: transmembrane transport. Lineage: Eukaryota; Fungi; Ascomycota; Eurotiomycetes; Eurotiales; Aspergillaceae.